UUAGUCAACGAAACACAACCUGAGAUACUGAUAGUUCUAACGAAGAAACACCUGGAGUUUGGGCUCGCUUCAAAAACCACAUGGGAGCAAAUUGAUACUGCCGAAGAAGAAGGAACCACAGCCCAAGACAAAGAAGGGGAAGAAGGCGAAAAUGAGGAAAGUGAAGAAUAA
This is a messenger RNA of Racocetra persica, 171 nucleotides long. The record is from the annotation of a GenBank genome assembly. NCBI's taxonomy places the organism in Eukaryota, Fungi, Glomeromycota, Glomeromycetes, Diversisporales, Gigasporaceae.